AUGCAAAAGGCAAUGAAAAGCGCAGAAUAUAUAAAAGCUAACAAUGACUGGUUAGAUGCCCAAGCCAACGCCAAAGCAGCCCAACUUAUAGGGUCAAUAAGGACAAAAAUACAAGCGGAUGAAGACAGUUCAAAUGAAGCUUUAACAAAUGCUGACUUUAAGAACGCCUUCGAAGCUCUUCAUAGUAAGGUGAAACUAGUGAACGACUUCUCAUCUGGAAAGAAACUGAAGUCUGAAGGUUUCGACAAAGAGUUAAGAGAAGUAGCACAAAAUAUGACGAAAAUAACAGAUGCAGCAACGAGACAGGCAGUUCAAAGUGCCUAUGACGCCGUUAGAGCAACUGUUGUGGAAAGUCAAGAAAAAGAGUUACAACAGACCAAAACAGACCUAGUAAAUGCUUUCUUAAAAACGAAAAGUCAGGUAGGACACUAUGCUGCAGAUGGAACAUAUGUGCCAGCUGGUGGAACUUAUAUACCAGCUGGUGGAACUUAUAUACUAGCUAGUGGAACUUAUAUACCACCAAACCCUCCAAGAGAAGCACCUGCACCAGGACUACCUAAAACAUUUACAUCGUCACAUGGACACAGACACAGGCAUGCACCAAAACCAACACAACAACCAACAGUUCAAAAUCCAGCACCACAACAACAACCAAAACCAACAGUUCAAAACCCUGCACAACAACCAACAGUUCAAAACCCUGCACAACAACCAACAGUUCAAAACCCUGCACAGCAACAACAACCAGCACAGCAACCAACAGUUCAAAACCCAGCACAACAACAACAACAAACAGAGCAAGGACAUAAAAGAAGUAGAGAACAAGGAAACCAAGAUUUCUUAAAAAUGCUUAAAGAAGACUAUGGUUACCCAGCUACUCUUGACUUUAGUGACAGAUAUAAAGAAGCUAUUAGAAAGUUCAAGGAAGGAAAUACUGACCCGAACCUAUUUAGCUUUAUGGCUCAGCACCAAAUGGGAUAUAAUUUCAAACCUGGAAAAUACAAGCUCGCUAAGGGAUAUGAUUUAAUAGCAUAUCAUCCAAAUGACAUGAACGAAUUUACUCCGAGAUAUUUGGUGUCAGAGCUAAAUGACAAUUCAACUCUCUUCAUGAAACGCGUAAAAAAUAGAGACGGAACGAAAGAAGAAAGGUUUAUGAGUCCGGAUGACUUAGAUAGGGAACUUGUUAAAAACGGUCUCGGAAUAUAUGAAAUGCCAGCAGAUGAGGUACAAGAAACUCCACAGGAAGAAGUUCAGAUACAACCAGACAUGGAAGAAAUAGUUCAGCAACAACAGCUAGAAGAGCCUGAAGGAAACGAACAAGUUCCUCCUUUGGAAACUAACUUCACAGAACUAGAUGAAGAUUUGGAACAGCCGAAAAAUCUUGACCCUCAACAAGACUAUGAGGUGAAUAUGGAAUCUUUCCAAGAGUCUAAGAAAAAUUCGGCUGACAUGGUAGAAGAAUAUCGAAAAAUGUUUGCCGACAUACAAAAGACUCCAACACCAGAUGAAAAUAUUCAGCAUAGAAUGGAAGUACUGAAAGAAAAUGUACGCAAAUACAAUAACCCUUUUUACUUACGACCAUAUAACGUUCAAUCUUU
Molecule: messenger RNA, 1598 nt
Organism: Trichomonas vaginalis G3
Lineage: Eukaryota; Parabasalia; Trichomonadida; Trichomonadidae
Product: protein of unknown function, DUF4106 family
Exons: 1
Source: RefSeq, a predicted model, not a curated record